UCAAGACUCAUCAGUCUCACUCAGGAGUCUUCCAAGAGAGACGUGUUUCUUUCACUCAAGAUGUCUGAGGAACAGAAGCCAGACCUGGAAGGUGCCAUGAUCACCAUUAUCCGUGUAUUCCACAAAUACUCUGGUCACAAAUGCAACCUGAAGAAAGCUGAGCUAAAAGACCUCAUCAAUAAUGAGAUGAGUCACUUCAUUACAAGAAUCCAAGAGAACGAAACUCUGGAUGAGCUCUUUGCAGACCUUGACCAGAAUGGCGACCUGGAGAUUGACUUCCAGGAGUUUGUCACCUUAAUUGCCAUGGUCACAUCAGCCUGCCACGAACUCUUCACUCCAAAUUAUCAUCAAAAAUGAUUAGCAUGUAUCCUUAUACAAAAAUCUGUGCGACAUAGAAACAGUGUCUGUUAAACUUG
This is a messenger RNA of Thalassophryne amazonica, 416 nucleotides long. Its product is annotated as protein S100-B-like. Gene Ontology annotation, biological process: positive regulation of canonical NF-kappaB signal transduction; positive regulation of cell population proliferation. Gene Ontology annotation, molecular function: S100 protein binding; RAGE receptor binding; calcium ion binding. The transcript has 3 exons. Gene Ontology annotation, cellular component: cytoplasm; nucleus. NCBI's taxonomy places the organism in Eukaryota, Metazoa, Chordata, Actinopteri, Batrachoidiformes, Batrachoididae. Bases 61 to 357 code for a protein of 98 amino acids. The record is from RefSeq and is a predicted model, not a curated record.